AUGAAACUUGUGGGCUUAUGGGCCAUUGGUUUCCUGGCAUCCCUGCUGCAGACGCUGAGUGACAGAUUUGCCGUCACUUCCGAGGAGAGCGAGAGCGUCGCUACAUCACUCCUGCAGACCGAGCUUCAGCGCUUGCGCUCUCCCAAGUUUGCCACGCGAGCUGACGUUUGCACCGACACUGUACCCGUGACGGGCUCUGCCAGGGGCCUUCCUGCGAUUGGAUACAUCGCAUGCUGCUCGCCCGAAGAUGUGAAGCCUGCCAACGUUCGUCCAGGUGUUGCGAGGUACUUGGCUGCUGGUGGCCGCCGUGUUGUCACAGCUCCCUGUUACGGCAAUGAGCAUGCUGUGGGACAAGGCCUUCGAGACUCUGGUGUUCCGAGGGAGCACAUAUGGGUCACAACAGCGUUGGAUCCUCCGGACGAGGCGCUGCAGAAUCCCCGGCACUGGGCCGCGGGGCAGGUGGAUGCAAGCCUCCAUCGGCUGAAUGUGAGUUACGUUGAUGAUAUGUAUCUCCAUUGGGGUCUUGAGAAUGAAUACAAAACGAAGAUCUCCCUGGCGAAUGUAACGAAGGAGCAAUACGUGGAGCUGGGGGAGCAAUACUUGGAGCUGUACCGGGGUCUCAUCGAUGCUCAGCGGGCCGGAAAGGUUCGCCACAUUGGUGUUGGCGUCCACACGCAGAAGGAAAUCGAAUACCUGAUGAACGCCACAGGAGUGAAGCCGGACAUCAUGCACGGAUGGAUCACACCCUUCAUGCCCGAGAAGCAGCUGAGUUUUGCCAAGUGGGCCAUGAACCAGGGCAUGACUUUAUCUGCCUGGGGGCCCUACAACUGGGAUUCCUUGGAUGAGCCCGCCGAACUUGAAUCGCACAGAUCAAUUACCAGCGAGCUCGCGAAGAAGUACGGCGCAACUGCUUCUCAGAUCGUAGCCCGGUGGUACUUGGACAAGGGCAUUGCCAUGUGCACAAGCAUGCUGGAGCCGUCUUACGUCAAGGACGACUUGCACUGCCUCCGCUCUUCGCUGAGUGCAGAAGACACGGCGCUCUUAGAAAGUGUCAAGUGGGACUGCCAGAAGACAGACUUCUUUCAGCCACUGCCGGGAUGCUCCGAGGACUAG
Symbiodinium natans is the source of this 1113-nucleotide messenger RNA. The record is from the annotation of a GenBank genome assembly. NCBI's taxonomy places the organism in Eukaryota, Dinophyceae, Suessiales, Symbiodiniaceae.